This is a messenger RNA of Myotis myotis, 602 nucleotides long. It is a transcript of the gene GPR15LG, whose product is annotated as chromosome unknown C10orf99 homolog. Lineage: Eukaryota; Metazoa; Chordata; Mammalia; Chiroptera; Vespertilionidae. The record is from RefSeq and is a predicted model, not a curated record. Gene Ontology annotation, molecular function: G protein-coupled receptor binding.
CUGGCUCUGCUCUUUAUGAGAAUUCCAAGGUUGCUGCGGCCUGCCCAUUUGGGAACACCUUCCCGGCACUCGGAGUCCUUGCGAAGGAGUUCCGGGGCUCAGCUGCCUCCCGCGGACAGGAGGCCCGGCCGCACCAUGCGGGCUCUGGUCCUUGGCGGCCUGCUCUGCACGCUGCUCCUCUGCUCCUCCGUCUUCUCCGUGGAAGACCAAGCCCAGUGCCCCCUGUGUCCGCCCGCAGGAAGAAGGCACCCACGGCCGCCUGCCAAGCCCUGGAAAGGCAAGCCCUGCUGUUCCCAAGUUCCAGAUCCUGCCCUGAGGACCCAGAAAGGACACCGUGUGAGGAUCUGCAAACCAUGCAAGUUCAAGCCAGCGUCCCCCUUCUGGGUGGUGCCCGGGGCGCUCCCACAGGUUUAGUGUCCCCCAGCAAGGCUCAGUUCCUGAGGCGCCCCCGGGUCCCCCCUGGAGCUGGGACUGAGGCACAGGCCCUGGGAGCCUCUGCCCCAGCCACUGGUCUCCUUAAAGACACAGCAUCCCUGAGCCACGUUGGAUUGUUCUUGCCCUGCCUUUCAGAAAAGCAACAAUAAAGAAAGAAGAGCUUGGAA